AUGUAUUUCUCGCUCAUGAUGCCCUCCGUCCUCCUGAUACUGUUGGUUUUACCCAUUAAUAUCGCCUCAGCGCGAGCGUUUAACAACGAUUUCGAGACGGGUGACCUCACGGAUUGGGAGAAAGACGAUGUGGCAUUCGACUUCCAGCCAACUUGGGGAGAUAACCCAACGGCGCGGGGCCGCGGUCAGCCCUCUGAGCAUCAAGGGGAUUGGUGGUUAGGUUUAUAUGAAAAGUACCAAGGUCCGAAGGUAGGGAAAAAACUCGGACAGAAUCCAGGUGCCACGCAGGGCGAUGGACCCCAAGGCACCCUCACCUCAAUCGAAUUCACGAUUAUCGGAAAAACGAUGAAUUUCCUCGUCGGGGGCGGCAAUCACCCAUGGAAAGAUGACCCCGCGCCGUGUAGUGUUAACCUGGAGAUUAAGGGAAAAGUCGUGCUCACAUCAACCGGUAAAGCUACCGAAACCAUGGCACGAGUAGAGUGGGACAUCUCCGAAUUCAACGGCAAGACCGCCCAAAUUGUUGUUGUUGAUAACAAUAGUGGUGGCUGGGGACAUCCGAACUUUGAUGAUAUACAUCAAGCCGAUUCCAAAGGAAAAAAUAUCCCGUGGGAACAGGUUCUGUCUGUUGAUGCCCGCGGGAAGUUAGCUGUCACUUGGGCACAGAUGAAAAAGUACUAUUAG
Messenger RNA from Geodia barretti, 681 nucleotides. The record is from the annotation of a GenBank genome assembly. Lineage: Eukaryota; Metazoa; Porifera; Demospongiae; Tetractinellida; Geodiidae.